This is a messenger RNA of Haliotis rubra (blacklip abalone), 9326 nucleotides long. RefSeq names its product amyloid beta precursor protein binding family B member 2-like. Gene Ontology annotation, cellular component: cytoplasm; nucleus. The record is from RefSeq and is a predicted model, not a curated record. Gene Ontology annotation, molecular function: transcription factor binding; amyloid-beta binding. Gene Ontology annotation, biological process: regulation of DNA-templated transcription. Lineage: Eukaryota; Metazoa; Mollusca; Gastropoda; Lepetellida; Haliotidae.
AUGAAAAUAUUCGCUGCGCAGGUGCCCUUUCAACCGGAAGCACAGCGCUGGUUAAAUCCGAGAAGGCUGAAGAUCGCCUACUGCGGACGUGUUGAGACAUCUGAUGGACGUGUAGGAGACGACGACACCCUGCAACCAUGGCGGAGACACCAACCUCACCAACCUCGCCAACCUCCCCCCUCAGAAGACUCUGAUGCCACCUAUCUGAGUUUUGCCAACCCCAACUACCAUUUUGAAGAUCGUCUCAACUCCAACCUGUCCAACAACAACAAUAACAACAACAACAGCGAGGAUGAAAACGUCAAUAGCGAAAACGACAAGAACCUUUCCCUCACCGAUACCAAGGUGACCCUGAACCGGAAGAAAUAUGCAAACAUGGACUUGUCCGACAUGGGCAUCAUCACCAGCCCUGUCAAACUCCUGUCACCGGAUAAAACCUUCAUUCUGGAUAAGCUGAACUCGCCAGACAGCGAUGAGAACAGCGACGAUGAGACGUAUGGACGUCGACAUUUUGAUGAGUCGGAUGACCUGCUGGAAGGGAGCGAGAUCAAGGAAGAUGAUGAGGUCACUUGUUACACCAACAUCCCUUCCAAACCAAAGGGGUUCAUGGGGUAUUACUCCCUUCUGGAGGCUAAGGCCCGUGAGCGACAGAACACACAAGUCGACAGCCCUGACAGUCCUGAUGAUGGCUUGGAAGUUGUGGAAGAUGAGGAAACUCCUCUUGAGGAAAAGGCUCCAGAAGAAAAGUUCGAGGAAAGCACCAUGAUCAACUCCCCAGACUCCAAUGACAGUGGUAUCCAUUCGGAUGCCCGCUCGGACGAUGGUGUGAGUCAUGUGUCGGGACCGGUCAAUGAGGAUGAACUUGUGGUGGACAAACCACAGAAGGAUUCUUCAGAGGAAGAGGCAAGCACAGAAGAAUCAGGUACCAGUGAGUCCGAAGAGAGCAGCUCCGAGAUUUUGCCCCCUGGCUGGGAGAAGUGUGAAGAUGACGAUGGCGCUUACUACUGGCAUAUCAAGAGCGGGACCAUUCAGCGGGACCCACCUUCACCUUUGACCCCUGAGCAAACAACACUGAGAUCCAUCUCCAUUGCAAGCGAAUCGAGCACUCUGGGGACCAGCAGCUCCAUCCCCUCCUCCCCGACCAGCAUCACCUCCAACACUGAGGAACACCUGCAGGAGUUUGAGGGCCACGCCCUGCAGUACGCUGCCAAGUCACUCCAGUCUUUGUGCUCCCCUCUGGAGAGAAAAGAAAGUCUGCCUGAUGAACUCACAGAGAAACCGAUCCGAUUUGCGGUGAGGUCAUUAGGCUGGGUGGGAAUAGCAGAAGAAGACCUGACGCCCGAAAGAAGCAGCAAGGCUGUCAACAAAUGUAUUGUUGAUCUCUCCCUGGGGAGGAACGAUAUUAACGACGUUGUUGGAAGAUGGGGAGAUGGCAAAGACCUGUUCAUGGACCUGGACAGCACCAGUCUACGCCUCAUGGACACCCAGGACUGCAGCCUCCUCAACUGCCAGCCAAUCCACUCCAUCCGAGUGUGGGGAGUUGGGCGGGACAAUGGGAGGGAAAGAGAUUUUGCGUAUGUUGCGCGGGAUAAGAUGAGCCGCCGCCACAUGUGUCACGUGUUCCGCUGCGACACCCCAGCAAGGCAGAUCGCCAACACGCUGAGGGACAUCUGCAAGAAGAUCAUGGUGGAGAGGACAGCUAUGCAGAGACUCAGCCGACCUACGGACCUGCCUAAUUUGGAGAAAACCAACCAGCCAAAUGGACAGAAGCUUUCCUUCCAGAGUCUCUAUUCCAAUGCAUCGUUCCCGACUCCAAUGGAGGAACCCAAAAAGAACAUCCGGUGCCACUACUUGGGCCAGAUGGAAGUCGACAGAGCCACAGGUAUGGACACAUUGAAUGAAGCGAUAGAGCGAGCAUAUCGCAAGGUGCCCCCUGAGAGAUGGCUUUUUGUCAAUGUUGCUAUAGCACCCUCAACACUCACCAUCUCUGAACAUGGGAGACCCGAGAAUAAGAUUGAUGAAUGUCGAGUCCGCUUCUUAUCCUUCAUGGGUAUUGCUAUGAACAACGUCAAAUUGUGUGCAUUCAUAAUGCACAAUGCACAGGACGACUUCUACGCCCAUGUGUUCCAUGAGCCUUCAGCUGGUCCUCUGUGUAAAACCAUUGAAGCUGCUUGCAAGCUCCGUUACCAGAAAUGUCUGGAUGCACAUCCCCAGACACCAAAGACACCAUCACAGGGUGGAAAGAACAUUGGCUCCACUCUCAAGAACGGUAUGCAGUCAGUCCUCGGGUCAAUUGCUCAGCUGACAUCACCCAAGUGAGGUGGUGUUGUUGCCAUGGAGAUGUCGAGGCCCCAUUACAUGGAGACAGGGCUUGAGAAACGACAUUACGAUGAACCUUGUCACUAGAUUAUGCUGAAAACAACAACAUACACAAAGCCUUUCACUAAUGACAGCACCUCGUGUAGAGACUGGUGGCCAACCCUCCCAGUUUGAUAUCAGCUGAGCACACGUUUCUUUUCAACCAUUCGCUGUUGUUUACAACCAUUUCUAACUACAUCAAUGGUGAUUUUGCCCAAAAUGAUUUAUUUAUUUUAGUUGUAGUUAUUUGGGUAGAAGCUUUUGACACAGGCGAUAUGCAUGUAUGAAAUUGAUUGACAGCUGUCAAUUUGUGUCGGGAAGUACCAUUUGCUGAUAUGAAACUUACAUGUUUGUACAUUUGAUAAUGGUUGGUUAAUACACUACUGAUCUGAUUGGCUGAAAUGUGAAUGUGUGAGCUGUCAGUCAGGAUGAUUGGCAGAUAUAAGUGGUAUUUGUAUUGUUGAAAUGAGCUUGUUCUUUUAACAUGACCAAGAUUAAAAAAUGUGCAUCACUGAAAAUGUUGCAACUGACAAGUGUGUAUUUCAAUGUCUCUGUUUACACCUGCAUAUUGUGGUAUACAUACACCAUUAGUCUGUUGUACACAUCAAAAUUGACUGUAUUUGCUUAUGUACAGUAAGUCAAUCAAAGUCUCAUUCUGAGGGAUGUUCAGUGAAACGAUGUUUUUUUCAAAUCUCAUCAUCCGAAAGCCCACCUUCUAAAAGAUCACUACUGGAACGGUUACAUUUAUACAAAGUGACAUAACUCGGUGACCAUGAUUCUUUAAUCGUGAAAUUUGAAAUUGGGAUAAUUUCGUUGUUAAUUCUCCACCAGGAUGAGCAUGGUUUCGCCGUAGUAAGAUCCUGACACCCCCAUUUGACUUGCCUUGGACUCCACCAACUUACAUGUUACUAGAGCUUGUUCACUGGAUAUGAUUUUCCUAACCACUUGUUCAGAUUCUUUGAAGGAUCACUCAAGUAUGUUGAUGUAUGUUUUAUUGUUAGACAGCAGUAAGAGUUCAUUGUUAUUUUAUGUAUAUUAUUGGUCAUACUAGAAUUGACACAGUAUUUUACAAUCUGUUUUGCAAUGUUUAGAAACAAAAUGGCUAAACUAACCAUAGAAUGUGAUAAUACUUUAUUUGUUGUUUUAGACCUGAAAACCAAUUUAUUAUGCCUUUGUCAAGUUAAUGCAAAUUUUUGUUUGUGUGAUUUUAACAAAGCAUGAUAUAUUAUUACCAGCCUUUUACUCCAACAUAAAUGGCUGUAGCCUGUAUUUGUAUGUAUGAUAGUAACCGUUAACAAUACAGGUGUAUCAUAAUACAAUGUACUGUACGCACCUAUACUUAGGUAUUAGGACUUUUAAAAUGUAACGUUUUGGUGACACAAUUAGAUAGGAUUAAAAAGGAGAGACAAAAAGGGGAAAUAAUUUUGAUUUUGAUUGUAUAUAUACCAGUUUUAUUAAUUCAUGGCAGUAAAAUUGUAAAUGUUUGGAUUAUUGUGCCAUUGAAACAUGGCAAAACUAGUGCUACAGUAACCCCAAAGUCCUACAUAUUGCCCAGGGUUGUACAUGGGCUUGUGCAAUGAUAGGUUGGGAGCUUUAGGGAAAGAUGAUCAAUGCAUUUACUUUACAACUUGGAGGUGGGUGUUGAGUAUGGUCAAGUUUUCAUUCUAUUGAACAGGGUAGAAACACAGCAGGAACACAUUCAUUGUCACAAGUUUCCUGUACUCAUGUCAUUCUGUCAAUGUAUUGGGUGCUGACUCAGACUCAUAAACUUACAAACCAUUGCAUAAAACACAAGGUAAAACAUUUGGUUACAACACUUUGGAUACAAUUAUGGCAAACGGUACCUACUAUAUGAGAAACUGACCACAGUUGUUUUUUUAUAAGGAUGAUAUACAAUUGAAUAUUGCAUAGAUAAUAACGCCCUUGUGUUGAUAAUGCAUUCAUACUAUAACACCUUAGUUUGUUCCACUUGUAGUAGGGGGCAGUGGGGUAGCCUAGUGGUUAAAGCGUUGGCUUGUCACGCUGAAGACCCGGGUUCGAAUCCCCACAUGGGUACAAUGCGUGAAGCCCAUUUCUGGUGUCCCCCGUCGUGAUGUUGCUGGAAUAUUGCUAAAAGCGGCAUAAAACCAAACUCAGUCAGUCAGUCCACUUGUAGUUCUCUUACUUAGACAGUUGUCAAAUGAAUAUUAUUGCUUUCCUUGUUAGCCAUUUUUCAACAGAGAUUUGUUUUAAAAGGUUUUCGUGGGAAGGCAUUUAGAAUUUAACAGAAAUGUUUGCAUCAUAUUCCUGGUACUGCCAUUCAUCUGAACUAGUUUGGUUUUCUUCACAUCAUUUAUUUCCUGCUGAUGCAUAGUUGUAAAAAUAUUUUGUUCAUCGAAUCAAAACUGUUCUCGAAGAAAUGCAAUGUGUAUAUAACAUUAGUUACUGCUGGUAUUUUCUGUAGCUGUGAAAAAUAAUGAUAACGAUGAAUCGUAAUGUAUCACUUCCGUUUUUCUGUCAAAGAAAAACAUAUAUUUUCUCAUAAUGUGUAAGGGAUCUCUCAAUUAUUGAUCACUGCAUUUUUGUUAGUUACAAUGUUUUAUGCUUUUAGUACUUUUAUUUUGAAUUGAUUUUUAUAUCCAUUUUUAUAAUAUACAUUAUUUUUGUUCUUUGAAAUACACAUAUCAGUGUUCUGUGUUUAAAAAUGUAUAUUCAAAUUUUGGUUACAGAGUUAAUUUCAAAGUUGAAAUAAAUCAAGUUCUGUUUUAUUAGGCUCUUUGAAAACUAAAAAAACAGUCACAGUUUUGUGUGCUGUUCAAACUUAUUUUAUAGAAAUCCUAAAGAUGUAAAUUAUAUUCCAAACUUGUUGAAUCAAACAUGUCAAUGAACAAUUACUAACGUUGCAUAAUUAUACCUAAUCAAGACUUGGUGUUGCUGUUGUCUUCAUGUUAUUACAAUGCAGUGAAACUAGACACAUAGAUCUGGAUCACCUGUCUGGAUUAACUGGUAACUGAUUAUGUUUCUCAAUACUUGCAUUUAUGUAUUAGCUCAGAACAAUUGAUUCGCCAUUUGUGAAACUAAAGAAAGAAGUAAUAAGCAUGUCUUUUUUAAAACUGAUUUGAGGUUAUUUUUAUAAAAAUAAAAGUUGUCAAAUGGAAUUUAAAGCAUGAAAGAAAACAUAAUAUUUAAGAACAUUUAAAUUGAUCUGGCAUUAGAGACGUAUUCUCCAACAUAGGUUUGUGUUACUUGUGACAGCAUUAAGGAUUGUACGGAAUAUGGUACUAAAGACCAAAAUGGUGGCUAUUAGAGAAACCAACUUCAUGGCCCAAUACAGCAUUUAUCAGUGAUUGAUUUACAUAACCAGACUUCUGUUAACUAAUGCUAUCAAACCAAAAUGCAAAGACACAGUGAAAGUGUUAAUAUUUUUUUCCAGCAGCAAAUAGUUUUAACUGGCAGAGUUACCUCCCAUUUUGCUGUGUGACUCCAUGCAGGGUUGUCCAGUAAUGCUGUGGAGCUCUGUGAGAUAGCCCCAGUUGCAGUAUUUGGCAUCGCCAGCAAAGUUCAACGUGUAAAGGUUGCUGAAGAAUUUACUGACAUUGAAAUUAUUACCAUUUUCAGACUUGAUUAUCAUAAAUGGUAUAUGUCUCCCUGCAUCUUCAUGCAGUCAUGCAUAAAUGUUGUUUUUCUGAGCUCUUUUCUCUUUCCUAAUUGUCUUGUCUUGUCAUUGUUUUGUGUACAUGUUAGCAAAAUAAUAAGAAAAUGAACCCUACCCUCUCAUGCUAACUUACAAUGAGUGAGCAUGCGUUUGAGAGGGACAUUGUUUAAAUUUUGAAUUCAAUUUCAUCAAACCAGUUUUAUUUAAAACUGGAUAUCAUGGGCUGAAAGAACUUUGGAACCCAACUCUUUUUGGAAUUUAAUUUAUAUAUUUGAAACAGUUUACCAAAUGAAAAAUCUGUUGUCAUUCUGCUGAGCAGAACGUUUCCAUGUAAUUGUUUUCCGUAAAGAUAUUCUGUAAUUUAACUGUGUGAAUCAGCAAGUCGAGAAAAUCAAUUUGAAUAUCAAUAUAUGGAAUUUCUUAAAAUUUUGACUUUGCCCCCUUUGAUCACAGUGGCCUUAACACUCAUUUUCUUCUUUUUUCGAUGGUCAGAUGUCUUGUCUAAAGCUGUAAUUUGAAUCAAUUUGCUUAAUGGAUCAGCCAGUUCUGCUUCUGGCUGUGUGGUGUGUAUAAACAGUAGGUGCUGUUGUGCGCUGGUCUGUUUAGCCGGCUGGUCCAUGGUAAUGAUGAUCCCUUCUGCAGCAUGAGUCUUCAUCCCUGUGCAUUUAUAUUUUACGUUCUAUUUAAAUUUAUGCACAUAAUUAAUAUCAGUAUUUAUCAUUAAAAUUCAUAUGUAGAUCAUACUUGAAAAUUGGUUUGAAAUGUGCAUUUCGUCUUUGCAAGCUUCGACUUACUUUGCUCAAAAUUUACCAUUCCUUUGUAUAGCCUGUUUUCCCAGCCUUUGCUCAAGAUGUUUCAGUGAUGAAUUAGUCACAGGUUCCAGCUUGUGAAUUAUUAUCAAGUUGUGUGUCUCACCUGUCCUUGACAUUGUCUCAUGUUCUGUGUCCUCUCAAAGCAAUAAUACGAUAUUUGCUGCAGAAGGGAUGUCUAUGUCAGCUUUGUGAAAGUGACGCGUCUAUUUGUGAAAUGUGCAACUGUUGUUGAGUUACGUGUCCCUUUCUCAACCUUCACUUAUAGCAAACUGCAUGAAGAUAUUUAGUAUUUAGGAACUACAGGUUGAGUCUUUCAACAGUACUUGUUUGUAAUUUCUGUGUAGGAAGCACUUUUAACAUGCAAGUCCCUUUAACUGUACAAAUUUGUCACAUUUUCUAUAGAAAGAGUCUGGCUGUCAUCGGCAAUGUGCAAUUUCCAUGAAUUUAUCCAUUUUCUAAAGUUUCAGAUAACUUUUGUCCAACUAAUUAUAUGUCUAAAGCAUGUUACAGACCACCUGUUUGUUUCAUAUUCUGUAGUUAAUGGAAAUGUACGUAUUUGUACAUUACACAAAUAUUUACUUGUCUUUCAUAGAUCCAGCACUCAAAUUUUUGUAAUUUUGAUCAAAUGAAUUUAUAUAAAUAUACACAUCUCUUUUUAACUUACACCUCUGAAUCAAGACAUAUGCCACAUUUUAUAGAAGUUGAAAUCAAAAUGGUAUCUUAUCUAAUGAGGUGGCAUCGUGGUAGGCUGGUGGUUAAAGUGUUUGCUCGUCACACCAAAUGUCCAGGUUCGAUUCUCCUCACUUCUACUACGAAGUCCUGAUGCUCUCUACAGUGAUAUUUGCUGGAAUAUUGCUGACACUUGAGUAAAGCCAUACUCUUUCACUCACUCACUCAUCAAAAGAGAUCCAACAAAAUGAAAUAGCUUUACAAUUUCACCGAUUUAUGUCAAGGAAAAUGGAUGAAAUUCACCAUGCCAGCCCUUUGCGAAUAUGAGUAUUGUGUAGAUAUUUACUACAUUUAACAUAUCUGUAUUUGUACCUUGACUGUGUUAGUUAUCAAGGUUUGCGUGAUAGACUCUGCUGGUGGUACCCAGGCAUUUUGCACCAUACAAGGAUCUAACAUUCCUGUUUAUUUUAGAACUAUUUAAUUUAUUUGCUACAGCAAGUCAGUGUUGGUUGUGUGUGUGUUCUGUGAUAAUUCAAACACGUUAAUCAUGUUUUAAAUGUUAUACAUUUGUUGCUUUUAAGACUGUACCAUUUGUUUUAAAAUCUUUCUGCUGCUAGAAACAAAAAUGUGAUUCCAUUCAUUGGUUAGAAUCAAUUCUUCAAAAAAUCAAACGAUUUCUUCAAAACCUUACAUCAAAAGAAAACUCAAAAAACAUUUUGUAUCAUCAAUUAUUGUAUUUUAAGCAUAUCAUGCAUAUUAUUAUUAAUAAUAAUAAUAGUAAUACAAUACUAUAGUUCCAGUACUAUUCCUGAUCUCUAUAGGUAUUCUAGUCACAGUAUAGAUAGUUCUAGUUGUGUAAUCAUUGAUAGUUAUAUAGUUACCGUAGAUGUCAUUUAUUAUCACAUAAUAACAGCACUUUAUGAAGUGUUACGGCUAUAAAUGCCAUAUUGUAUUUAUGAUUAAAACAGCCAACUGAGUAUCAGAUGUUGUCUGAAGUUACUCUGUCAGCAGCAGCGCCGAACAGUUCGUUACAACGCAUUUCUGUUUUAGCUUGUCCAUGGGUCUCUGUUCUUCAAAUACUCAACUAUAUUUGUGCAUAAAAACUGUUUUAUUUAAGUGUUUCACAGUUGUCGAUACAAUUUAGCUUGUAAUAGAAGUGAUUGUUAACCCUUUUUCUGCUAAAUUCGAUAGAUGGUUUAUUGGUUUGGGUUAAAUAUGUUUGUCACUUGAUGAAUUAUGGUACAUCAUUUGUGUGUUUUAUUGGGUAAAAUUUAUUGAACUGAAAAUUUGCAGUGGUUUCAGGUUUCUCAUAAGGAAUCUCCCCUGUGAGCUGUUAUGAUUGCAAAAUUAUAGAUGCCUUUUAGAAAACAACUUUAUGAACGUGGUUAUUUCAGAAAAACUUUUCAAAGUUUUCAUCUCAACUUGCCAAGAGAUGUUAUCCAUGUUUUUUUAUGAAAAUGUGUGUUAAGGAGUUGCAUGUCUUGAACAGACUAAUUAUCCAAACAAACUGUCUUGUGUCUGUUUUUGCACAGAUAAUUUGAAAAUGUGACAUACCUAAAAACAUUGCAAAAGUCCUUGUUCCAGAUUUUGUACUUUUUGAACUUUUGCCAACAUUUGAUUUCAGCGAAAACAAGCUGCAUUGCUCAUGACAUCAAUUUACCUGAAACACACAUUCUCAUCCAGUACUUAGCAGAGAAAGGGUUACUCUCCAUUGCAUUACCUUGCAAAUGUUGGAUAGUAGAUCUACCUAUAGGUAUGGCUUGCAGGUGUGUUGGCAUCAGAGUUGUGCUGAUAAUUACUCGUGCAAGUCACAACACAGGAGGAUGACAGAGGCUAAUAAAUAUAUUAUGCAA